This is a messenger RNA of Loxodonta africana (African savanna elephant), 10463 nucleotides long. It is a transcript of the gene HSH2D, whose product is annotated as hematopoietic SH2 domain containing. Gene Ontology annotation, cellular component: cytoplasm. The record is from RefSeq and is a predicted model, not a curated record. The transcript has 6 exons. Lineage: Eukaryota; Metazoa; Chordata; Mammalia; Proboscidea; Elephantidae. Bases 669 to 1856 code for a protein of 395 amino acids.
CAGGAAUCUGCCCCCACCGCUGCCUCCACGGCUCGACUGGUUCGUGCAUACCCAGGCUGGCGAGCUGGCCCAAGGUGGCAUCCCUGAAUGGUUCCAUGGUGCCAUCUCUAGAGACCCUGAGAGUGAGGAGUUACUUUACUCUUGAAGAAGCUGAGAAUCAGAGAGCGGCAGAGCUUCGCCCAGGGUCACACAGCUAACUGAACAGCCGAGCCGAGUGUUGAACCCAAAUGCAUCCGAGGGGCAGAUCCUGCUUUACUACCGGUGACACCUUGAUCUACCCAAAGAUCCAUUAAUAGAGGGACUUCAGGCACUGAAAAGGCAGACAGGGGAUAUAGGAGGUAGGAAGAAGUCCACUCUGGGGUGGAAGAAGGACUUCAGAGGCCUCCUGCCACCUCUUGGGGGGACAUCCCUGUCCCUGGACAUCCCAAGGUCUGAAGCCACCGAGAAAAAGUGCUUUUAGGUUGUUUGUUCAUUUAGAGGAGUCCCUGGGUGGUACAAACAGUGAACAUGCUCAGCUGCUAACCAAAAGGCUGGUGGUUUGAGUCCACCCAGAGGUGCCUUGGAAGAAAGGCCUGGAGAUCUACUUCUGAAAAAUCAGCCAUUGGAAGCCCUAUGGAGCACAUUGCUACUCUGACACGUAUGGGUUCGCAUGAGCUGGAGAUGACUUGAUGGCAACUGGCUUGGCUUCACCUUUCAUGGUGCAGGGUUGGAGGGGUGUCAGUCCUGGGGUGACAGGUGCACCCGGAGUCUGGCCUGGGAGCUGGGUGGCUGGACUAUGGCGAUUUCCCUCCUGUGUGUGCCCUUCCAGGGCUGCCGAGAACUUAUUGGAGCCACAGCCACCAGGAUCCUUUCUCAUCAGGGUCAGUCACAGCCAUGUGGGCUACACGCUCUCCUACAAGGCCCACGGCUGCUGCCGGCACUUCAUGGUGAAGCUCCUGGACGACGGGAGCGUUGUGAUCCCUGGGGAGAACGCAGCCCACGCCUCGCUGGACGCCCUGGUCACCUUCUACCAGCAGGAGCCGAUGCGGCCAUAUGGGGAGCUGCUGACCCAGCCCUGUGGGCAGGAGGAUCUGGCAAACGUGGACUAUGAGGAUCUUUUCCUUUACUCCAACACAUUGGGCGAAGAAGCCGCCAGCCCCACCCAUGACCCCAGACGGCACCAGGGGCUCUCCCCUUGCCAGGCAGCCACACCUGAAGAGACUGUGAGCUCCGGGAAGACUGAGAAUCCAUCUGGCUUGUUCACCACUGCGUCCCCCGCCCCUCCAAGAGGAUCUGACACAUCGAAGGCCUCACUAAAGCCAGUCCUGCUCCGCUGGCCAAAGGAAAGGAAGCCUUCAGCAGAGAUGGACAGAGCAUCCCUGGAGAGCACCGCCUCCUCCUGCCCCACGAAAGCCCCUUUCGGGGUCACCCGCCAGAAACUCUGGAAGAGCCUCAAGACACUCCCCCAAACGGGCAAGAGGGUCCAGCAGCAGCUGAAAUCCCACCUGGCAGCCGUGAGUUUGCCAUUGCUCUCAGAUACCAGGUGGUCCACAACAACUCACAGCUCGGGGGCCAGGGCAAGCAGCCAUGAGGAUGCGGGUGCUACGAACUGGGAGGACGACGCCUAUACCGACUCCUUUGAGGGGUCCCAGGCACCCUGCGAACCCCCCAGAGACAGAAAUGCCCUUUCCAGAGAGGCCCUGAGGUCAGUCAGCUGGAGCAGAGUUUCCCCAGGGGACAGAGGUCUGCACCAAGCGGUAGCGAGGUCUCAAUCACAGCAGGUAUCCAAGCAGGACACGAGGGGCUUGGUAGAACCCCAGGACUGGCUCCCCGAAGAAUACCUCCCACCACCGCCGUUUGCCCCUGGAUACUGCUAGAGAAGGGUCCACCUGGCUCUGGGACCCUCAUGCCAGUGGCUGCCCACCUUUGAACCACCUUGCUCACUGCCACUGCACCAGCCAGCCCAUAGGAACCUGGGAAUGAAAUAAAGAUGUUUCUUGGAUCUGGUCGUGCGCUUGAAAAUGACCUGGUUAUUUUAAUCGUCACCAUCAGAGUACCAGCAAUGGUGUGGGGCGCCUACUCUGUGCCUGGCCUCUGAGUUUGCUAAUGCUUUUAUGCUCCUGAGCAGGCCCACCAGGUAAGCCCAUUCUCUGCAUUUUUGAGGGGAGACUGAGGCUUGGGGAGGAGAAGAGGCAUGCCAAGUUCCUUCCUCACAUCAUCUGUUCUCUGGUCUAAAAUCACAUAGCAGGAACUCUUGCCAGCCAGGGCUGCACCUGAGCUCAAUGCCAAGUAUGUCUGUACCUGUAAAUGGGCCCUUCUUCUCGGGUCCUGUGCAGGGGAAAGAGGUGAGGUGUGUUGACUGCUUGGCACACAGCAAGUGCUCUGGGCAUCAUUAGUGUCAGUAUUAAGAGACACAUAAGAGCCCCUUUCCUUUAACAAGGGAGGAGGCAGCAGUGUUGUGUGGGGACAGGCUCUGGAGGGAAUCCUGAUUGUGGUGCUGUGUGACCUUUGGGGAAGUGCUGGACCUCUCUGUGCCUCAGUUUCCUCAUCUUGGAGAAAUUGGUGAUAAGAUCAGUCCUUCCUUUGCAGGGUGAACUGGCAGGAUAUGUGUAAAACCUGGGGCUUUGGUGCAUAGGAGGUGUUAUGGCUUGAAUUGUGUCCCCCAAAAGAUUUGUCAAAGUCCUAAACCCUGUUUGAAAAUAUGGUUUUCCUUUUGUUAUGUUAAUGAGGUCAUGCCAUAGCAAGGUGGGUUCUAUACCUAAUCUCUUCUGAGUGGUGUCCUAUGAAAAGGGAAAACAGGAAUAGACACACACACAGAGGGGGACGUGUGAAGACGGAGGCAGAUGCAUCUGUAAGCAGCAAAGUCACGCCAAGGAUUGCAGCAGCCGCUGGCAACGAGGAGAGAGGCCUACAGAAGGAAUUGACAUGGCCAAGACCCUGAUUUGGACUCAGCCUCUAGAGCUGUGAGACAAUAAAUUCCUGUUCCUUCAAGCCACUCACUCAUACUUUGUCACGGCAGCCCUACGAGAUUAAGACAAACCAAAACCAUACCCGUUGCCAUCGAGUGGACUCCAAACUCAUGGCGAUUUUACGUGUUACAGAGUAGAACUGAGCGCCAGAGGGUUUUCUUGGCUGUAAUCUUUACAGAAGGAGGUUGCCAAGCCUUUCUUCCAUGGUGCCCACUGGAUGGGUUUGAACUGCCAACCUUUCAGUUAGUAGUGGAGCACAAGCUGUUUGCGCCACCCAGAGAAUUAGGAAACUAAGACAGUAGGUGCUUAGUGAAUUAAGAGAGUAGGUGCUUCAUAAAUGAGGGUAGGGUGGGAGAGAGCAUUCUAGAAAUGGCACACAAUUGGGGUGUCUGGGAAGGUCUCUGGGGGCUGGUCUCAGUUGCAGAAAUGACCAUUUCUUGGACCAGCUGGAACCAUACACAGGACUCCCAGGGUGAUCAUGGGCGGAGUGGGUGUUGGGCUUCCCAAAUUCACAAGGUGUAGUGAUCUGAGAGUUCCUUUGGGUGGCACAAAUGGUUUGCGCUCAACUACUAACUGAAAGGUUGGUGGUUCGAACCCAUUCAGUAGUGCUGCAGAAGAAAGGCCUGACGACCUACUUCCGUGGAUAUUACAGCCAAGAAGAUCCUAUGGAGCUCAGUUUCACUCUGUAACACAUGGGGUCGCCAUGAGUUGGGGUCCCUCAAGGGCAACAGGUUUGGUUUGGGCUUAGUGGUCUGGGAUCUGGAGCGAGGUGGGCCUGGGUUCAAGUCCUGCUGCUGCAAAUGACUUGCAGCACGCCUUUGGGUGUGGCUGCUCCUCCACCAACCCUGCAGUAUGUCAUAGAUUCAGUUUCUUCAUAAACUGUGACUUGCUGUACCUGUUUCAGCGAAUGACAUUCCCACCACUUCUGCAGAGACCUCCCCUAGCAGCUCGAGUGAAUCAGUAUAAAGGUUUUGGUCUCUUGGAAGGACUCGAGGAUUGAGAGAAAAGAAAGAGGGGGCUUAAGCUUUCAGGGGUGGGGUUCCAGCCUUGAGGGAUCCAGCAGGGAGGAUAGUGUGAGCCUGAUCUUAGUGCCUUAUCUGUGUCCACAGAGACCUGUAGCCAGGCUCUUCCAACCCUCACAGUAGAGCGAUACCUAGAAGUAAUACACCCAGCCCCUUCCUUGUACAUAUGGGGCAAUCAAGGACCAGAGAGGGUGUGUCCACACACAGGGUCACAUAGCAAGGGCAGGGGUGAGAAUCCAGUCUCCUCCUUCCCACCUGCCAGGUUGAGUCCUCGCAGCAGGCGUGACUCAGUAACACAUAUUUAUUCCUGGAGCCCAGAAACCAGAGUCCACUGUUGGGUGGGGGCACCCCGCCCUCGUCAGCCUGGCCCUUCCUUCAGCCCAUCUCAGAUUCGGAUGUGGAAGGUGCUGUGUGCAAAGGGAACAGCAGUCAGUGUCUCAGGCAGAGUAACCUCCACUUGCCCUCCUCCCCAACACUCCUGCCAAGGGCCCCAAGUCAGGCAGGAAGCUGCAUGGGGUGAUGGGAGAUGAACCCCUCAAGGAGCCCUAGACUGAGACCCUCCAAACCCCACAGGGAUGCAGAGCAUAAUUUUUGGGUCAGAGUUUGCAUCACGGCUCUACCCCAAAAUUGCUGUGGAACUCUGAGCAAGUGGCUCUCCCUCUCUGGGCCUCAGUUUACUCCUCUGUAGAAGGGGGAUAUCCACCGUCCCUCCUUCAUAGGGCCGUGAAAGAGGGCUAAGGGGAAAAGGCACAGGGCAGACACAGAAGGUGUCCGUCAGUGGUAGGGACUUCCUCCUGCUAGCAUGAGUUGUGGAGUCCCUGGGUGAUGCAAACAGUGAAUAUGUUCGGCUGCUAACCAGAGGUACCUUGGAAGAAAGGCCUGGCAAUCUACUUCCAAAACAUCAGCCUUUGAAAAUCUGUGGAGCACGGUUCUACUCUGCCACACAUAGAGUCACCAUGAGUCACAGUUGACUCGAUGGCAACUAGUGGUUUUUUUUUUUUUUCCCAGCUCAUGCACAGGGCAAACCAAUAAUAACAGCAACAACAGUAACGAGAACAUGCACUUAUUGAGCACCUACUGUGUGUUAGGCGCUGCUUUAAAUUCUUUCUGUAUGUUAACUCAGAGGUUGGCAAACUUUUUCUGUAAAGGGCCAGGUAGUAAAUAUUUUUGGCUCUGCGGGCCCUAUGGUCCCUGUUGCAACCACUCAGCUUUCAGUGAAUGAAGAAACUCAAACAGAGCUCGUGAACUGCCUCCGUAUAUGGUAGGGGACCCGGGCUGGGGCGGCACCUGAGAAAGUCGGGUGCCCGCAGGAUCAUGUUCUGAAAGUCUUCCAGGGACAGCCGCCCAUCGUGGUCCCCGUCUGCCUCGUCCAGCACCUUCUCGCACACCAGGCUCACCUCCUCAGCACUGAGCUCCCCCCGUGUCAGCCUGGUCACCAUCUGCUCCAGGUCCCACGUGCAGAUGUAAUCAUCGUUGUUGAAGUCUGUGGGGUGGGACAGGUGGGGCAGCGGGCAGGCUGGGCUGGCACGAGCACGUCUUAUCCCAUUUUACAGAGGGGGAAACUGAGGCACCAGGCAGUCACUCGGGACCCUGGGGCAGAAUCUGGGUCUUGCUUUGGGAUUAGCCAGGGACAGUUUAACAAGUAUUUGUUGAACGCCUAUUAUGUGCCAGGCACUGUGAUGACUGUUUUCAUUAAUUCAUCUAACAAGUAUUUAUUGAGCACCAACCUAUUAGUGCCAGGCACUGCAGCAACUGUUUUUCACUCAUUCAUUCAUUCACUCACUCAACAAGCAUUUAUUCAUUCAAUGUGAAUAUGAGUAUCAAAAUAGGCAUGUACUAUGUGCUGGGCACUGUGGUGACUUUAUUUCAUUCAUUCAUUCACUCACUCUUUUGUUCACUCCACAGGCAUUCAUUCUUUCCCAGCUAUUUAUUGAGCACCUACUAUGCACCAGGCAGUUCUUUUCAUCUUUCAUUCAUUAAUUUAUUCAUUCAUUCACUCAACAAGCAUUCAUUCAUUCAGUAUUUAUUGAGUACCUACUAUGUACCAGGCACUGCAAUAAUUGCUUUUCAUUUGUUCAUCCGUUCAACAAAUACUUAUUGAGCUCCUGCUGUGUGCCAGGUAUGGGGGGACAGAUGACGGACGAGACAGACACAUCGCUGCCCUCGGGCCUCAUCAGACAGAAAGUCGCUAAGAAGUGAACAGAUUAAUGAACAAGCCAUUAACUAGCCUUGCUCUGUGCCAAGAGAGAAAUAGGAUCAUAGGGUGGAGCAUGACUGGCAUGGGGGCUACUUUUGACAGGAGACACUGGGGAAGACCCUCUGAGGAGGGACCAUUGAGCCUUCAAGGACAGGAAGGGGCCAGGACAAAGGUGUCCCAGGAAGAACCCCAGUAGAGGCAAAGGCCUGGAGGCAGGCGUACUUUGGAGGCCAGUGUGGCUGGAAUGGAGGGAGUAAGGGGUGAGGUCUGGAGGUACCAGGGUGGGGGCAGCGGGCAGGGGAGACACUUGUGAUGGCAGAACAGCCCUGCCUGCAGACCCAGCUUCAUCCCAUCCCUCCCCACGCUCCCUGCCCUGGGGGCUGUGCACACACCGUAAAUCUUAAAAGCGUAGUAGGCUUUGAGGUCACGGGGAGCCAUCUCGCUCAUCACAGAGAACAUGUCCAGGAAGUUGUCAAAAGUCAUGUGUCCGUCGCCAUCCUCAGAGAAGACCUGGGCAAUCCUCUGGCGGAAAGGGUUGUCCUGGGGAUAGGAGGGAACCAGGGUCUCCAGGGGGCCACGUGGUCUCACUCUAAGCAUCCACCUUCCCGGGAACUUCCACGUGUUCCCCCACCAAUGUUCACUCCCUCCCACGGUCCCUGGAGAGGACUUCAGGCAACUUCACCCUCUACCUGUGUGGUCUGGGCAGUGUUGACCCACUUCUGGUUCCAGGGGUAGUACAGGACCCAGGGAAGGCCAAUCAGAGCAUUCCCUUUACCCGGCCACCAUGAUUGGCUCUGGGGUAGGCAUGUGACCCAGACUGGCCAAUGAAAGCCUGCCCUGGGACAUUCUCAGGAAAAUAGGGAUGGAUGGCUGCUUUCUGAUGGUUGCAGAGCUGGCAGAGGAUAGCAUGGUUCACGGGGCAGGGGGCUCCCCUCACUAUCUCAAGAGGAGAGGCUGAUUGAAACUAAAGUCUCCUGGCAGGAAAGCAGCCAAGAAGUGGGAGGAGAUUUCCAGGCACAUCAAGAUCCUGGUUCCAGCAGUACCUGAAAGUAGCCCUGCCCUGGAUUAUUUUUGUUUGCAUAAACUGAUCUGUUCUGUCUCUCUUGAAUGAGGUUUCUGUCACUUGUAAUCAAAUAAUCUCAACUCAGUCAGUUACUAACCAUACAACCCCCGUUCAGAGGCACAAAUCAUGGGUGAAACAUCCACCUGAGAAGGACCUGCCUUUAACAGCUCUUUACUAUGAAAAGACCACCAUCUGUCAGUCACUUUGUUGUACUGUGGUGGCUUGUGUGUUGCUAUGAUGCUGGAAGUUAUGCCACUGGUAUUUCUAAUACCAGAAGGGUCACUCAUGGUGGACAUGUUUCAGCAGCACUUCCAAACUAAGACAGACUAGGAAGAAAGACCUGGCAAUCUACUUCUGAAACUUAGCCAACAAAAACUCUAUGAAUCACAGCAGAAUAUUGUCUAAUAUAUUGCUAGAAGAGGAGCCCACUAAGUUGGAAGGCACUUGACCACAACAAUGGAUUCAAGCAUACCAACAGUCGUGAAGAUGGCACAGGAUCAGGUAACGUUUCAUUCUGUUGUGCUUGGGUCGCCAUGAGUUGGGGGCUGAGUCAAUGGCAACUAACAACAACAGCAACUCUAAAAAGAACUAACAUUCCCUGACCACUUGCCACACAACACGCCCUUUACCUGUGUUAUCUCAUUCCAUUCUCCCAACAAUCCUGAGUUUGAAUCCUGUCUCUGCCACUCUAUGCUGUGGGACUUUGAACAAAUGUCUUGCCCUCUCUGAGCCUCAGUGUCCACGUUUGUAAAAAGGAGGUCAUUGUAGCACCCACCUCACAGGAAUGUGUUACGGUACAUCCUACUAUUUUUUUUUCCCUGCUUGCCCUCUGGCCUGGGCAUACCUUCAGCUCAGGCAUGCUGCCAAUGAGCUCAUAGGGCACCUUCACGUCAGGGUAGCUGGUAUAGUCGAGAGGGAUGAGCUGGGGAGCCAGGUCCUGGUAGCGGUAGAAGAGCCUAGUGUUGGAGGGAAACAGCAGGAAGGGCUGGGAGGUAGGAAGGGACAUAGAACUCCAUCCUCCUCUCUCAUUAUUGAAACUACACACCCCACCUUGAAGAAUGCUCUGCCCCCUGCCCCCCCAAGGGCCAUCAGCCCUGGACCCAGCCCUUGAGCAGUCGGAGCCAGACACACACAACUCCACCUGCCUAGCACUACCUAGAUUCUGAGGCCAGCUCGCCACUCAGUGCCCUCACCUGGUGAUGCCAUACUGUCAUUGGGCAUGCUGGGCAGCAGCCUUGUAGAAAUCAUCCUUCAUGAGCCUGGGGCCCCCAAGCUUCUAGCAACUAUCUGUUAGGGGACACAAAAGCCCCUGAUGGCUAGGUUCCCAGGCCUAGGGGAGCCUGGAGUGUGAGAAACAUUCCAGGGAGUAGGAAGGGCUUCCUGGAGGUCAGGGCAUUGGUGCUGAGCUUUGAAGUGAGAAUAGGAGUUUACCAGGCAGAUGGGAUUGGCAGAAGGGAGGGUGUUUAAAUCCUGAUUUCACACCAAGCAUUCAGAGAAUCCGAGUUCAUCUAUGAAUCUCUGGACAUGUCACAGUGUCUGCAAGACCCUGCUUCUGAAGACCCCCAUCUACAUACCUUCCUUUCCUUCUUCUGUAACAGCAGGCUGGGUUCCCCCAACAGAGCAUAGCAGAGCAGAGCAGAGCAGAGAAAAAGGGCUCAUGUGACCUUUCUCAAAAGAGCACAAGAAAGGCAUUUUGGAAAACACCAGUGGAGGCCACAUACACUGCCUCAGUUGUAAGACCAGCUCUCCACUCAGUGCCCUCACCUGGUGAUGCCAUACCUUCAUUGGGGCAUACUGAGCAACAGCCUUCCAAAGGCCAUCCUUGUUGAGUCUGGGGUCCCCAAGGCUCUAGCAACUGUCUCUUAGAGGGCACAGAGCCCCCUGGGUCAUAUAAUGAUUAGGAACUCACUGUGGGGGAGGUUUGAAACUUCAGUCCUAACCACCUAGACCCCUGCCUGUGUCCCUUCAGGGGACAGGCUGGGUUGGGGUUGCUGUGUGGCCUUGAGCAGGACUCUCUCCCCCUCUGGGCCUUGGUUAGUCGGUCCAAAAAAAGAGAUGCUUGGGGCAAAUGAACUGUUGGCCCUCUGCCCCUCUGCCCUGGGACUCAGAGUCAGCCCUAGCUAAGCCUCAGUUUCCCCAUCAGUAAUCUGAUCAUGAUGGCCAGGGUGACCUGCGAGCUGUCCUCACCCAGACAAUGGGACUUGCUGGCGAAAGGUGCUGCCAUCAAUAAUGGAUGUCCGUGCCCACACAGUUGAGGCCUUGGCCCCGAUCAUGCUGCAGCCAAACCCUGGCCAGCUUGGGUUUCACAGCUCCAAGUUCAUGGUCAGGGCCUCCAGACAAUGGCCCCCCAGGCUGAGUGGUGACAUGCCUGUACACCCUGGGCUCAUGCCAGAGCCCUGCCUCAGGCUUGGGCCACCUCCCUGCUCUUGCACCUUGAUGCCAACCCAUAGCCCAGACCUGGCUCUGGCGUCCUGCUGGAGCUCCCAGCCUCCAGUCUCAGCCUCCACACACUGGCCUCCGAGGAGUCUUUCUUACACACUAACCGACCAUGUCUUCUCCUGCUGUGGCUCCCCGGCACCCUUGGGAGAAGCCCAAGCCCACCAGCCUGGAAGCCACUGUAACAUGAUGAGAUGGGACUUCUCAGCCUCCCCCCUCUGCCUCCUCCACUGACCAUGCCUCCACCAGCCACCCCACAUCAGCACUUUAACCUUGACGCAAAGCAUCAAGCCAGUCAAAUUACAAAUAUCCUCCAGAAGUGAGUAGUAAGUUGUUUCCAGGUCAUAAGUGCUAAUAUGACAAGAUGCAACUUCUCGGCCUCCCCUUCUCCGCCUCCAUCCCCUGACCGUGCCUGUGCCACCCCCUCCCCACCAUUAGCACUUUAACCUUGACAAUGAGCCUGUCAAAUUCCAAAUCUCCUCCAGAAUGAACAGAAAGGCGUUUCUAUGUCUUCCCUCCUUCCUCACCAGACUGACCUCAUGAUCUCCUUCCUCGUGAAUAAGGUGCAGUCCUGUGGAGAGAGAUGCUGGCUCGGCCCAGACCCUACUUCUGGGACUCACUUUCUCUUCUGCCAGCUCUCACCCCUCUGUGUCGGAUGCUGCACCCAGAGCCGCACCAUGAACCCAGGACGCGAGGAUGCUGUCCCCAUGUCUCAGGCCAGAGAACUGAGGCUGCCAAGCCCACCACGGGCCCAGCCCACUCCCUACCUGGUAGGCUUCCAACUGCUCAUGACUGAA